UGUAUUUUUAAUAUAGCUAAAGAAAUUACUAUGCAUUUAUGGUUAACUCAUACUGUAGAAAUAACAGAAGAAAUGGAGGAAAGAAAAGUAGUCCGAUAAUGCUAGCGGAAUAGCAAAAUAGUCUCAUGAACUAAAAUUCAUGGCAUUAGAAAUACAGCUUUCUAACUAUUUAUAUUUAAGACAGCAUCAUCUGAAAAUUUUAGCUCUGUUAUCUGCCUGAUUUGGUUUAACAUAGCCUGUCUAUAUAUGAAUUGAAGUUUCAAUUGAUACGGACAGAUGGAGGUUCGCAAACUUAACUAUUGAUAGGCACGCGCAAAUCGACCGUCAAGAAGUGCCGGUAAAACAAACGCGAAAUAGUCGGAUACAAUCCUUAAUGCGAGUAUCACGUUGUUGAGUAUCGUCAACGCAACAGCAGUCGUUCCUUCAUAACCCUCCAGCAUAUAUUGCUGAGUGUGGAACAAUCAGUUCAAACGUUCCUUUUCAUACGUCAAUACCUGUACGAUAACAGGAAGAAUAAUUUUUGUGGCGUAACAAAGCAAAAGAAUAACAUGUCCACGGCAUUGUUGGCCGUGUUUGCCGUAAUUCUAUGUAUCCUGUUUAGGAUAUUAAACGUAAACAGUGCACCGCAAAAACCAUUGGUCAUCUGUCAAGAUCAAUCAUUCCUUACGACAAUCCUUAAAAUUGCACCUGUUAUCACAGAACCAUAUAAACCAACAAGAUUAUGGGGUUUCAGCGGCCAUGUACAAACCAUUGUUCAUAGUAUUAUUGGGCGCGUACGUUGCCCUUGGCCGAUUGGAGAACGAGUAUAUAUUGGACUUGCGGAUGAAACUACACUCACCUACGAUCUUUAUCAACCAUUGAGCAAUGAUUAUGAAGAUGAUAUAACAAUUGCCAUUUGCCCUGGGAUCUGCAAUAGUUCCGAAAGUGUUUAUAUCAGAACUUUCGUGCAUUUUGCACAGUGCCAUGGAUAUCGAUGUGCAGUACUUAAUCAUGUUGGAGUUCUUUCUAGUGUAAAAGUCACCGCUCCAAGAAUUUUUACUUAUGGACACACUGAUGAUUAUCAUAUGAUGCUACAGAGUUUGAUAGAGAAGCAUCCAAAUACAAGAAUAAUUUGUAUUGGCUUUAGCUUGGGUGGUAAUCUUGUGACUAAGUACUUAGGAGAACGAGGAUCAAAUAAAUUAUCCAAUAUAAUUGGCGGCAUAUCUAUUUGUCAAGGAUAUAAUGCUAUCGAAGGUACAAAGUUCCUACUUAAUUGGCAAAACUUUCGACGUUUCUAUCUGUAUAUAAUGACUGAAUCGGUAAAGAAUAUUAUACUUAAACAUAAAAAUAUAUUACUAUCUGAAGAAAUUAAACAAAGAUGUAAUUUAAACGAAUGGGAUAUUAUUUCUGCUGCAACUUUACCAGAACUUGAUGAAGCUUAUACUAGAAAAGUCCAUAACUUUAGAUCUGUAAAAGAAAUGUAUAAAUGGAGUAGUUCUUUGUUCUAUUUGGAUAAUAUUGCGACACCUAUGGUAUUUAUUAAUGCGUUAGAUGAUCCUAUUGUACCUGAUAAAUUGUUGGAACCUAUUAAGGAAUAUGCCAAAAAUCAUUCAAAUACAUUAUAUGUAGAACUGGCUCAUGGCGGACAUUUGGGAUUUUAUGAAGGUGGUCUUUUAUAUCCAAACCCCAUAACAUGGCUGGACCGUACAUUAGUAUCUCUCAUAGGGUCUCUCACAUUAGCACACGCAGAUAAAUCACUGAAAGCUUCUUAACGUAAUUUCAUAAUAAUCGCUAUCAUCAUUAUCUUGUGAAUAAUGCAUUUUUGGCCGUCAAUCGGCAUCAUUUAUAAUCUUGUUUAAAGAUUUUAUAUUCGAACUUGAUUCGAGCCUUAAGGAAUUAUAAUAACUGAAUAUUAAAUAUAAAAAAUCUGAUGUAUUUCAAGAUUUUUUGAAUCGCUACAAUUGCAAAUUCAAACGAGCGAUUGAGUUUAAAUGGUAUAUUAUAUUUCUUAAGACUGUUUUAAAAAUACUUUUUGAUUGGAAGGAAUUAUUAACAAAAUUUUUAAAACGAUAGCACAACAUUUUGAUGAGGAUUUAUAUUUUUUCGAUGUCCUGGUCAUUGACGCUUCAUACUCAGGGAUCUUUGAUAAGGUGGUUUGAUGAAAAGAUAUUAUCAAAAAAUCGUAUGCUAAUGAUAGUUGAUUAUAGAAUCACGUUAGAAAGAUAAAAGUUCGAUUAAUGCAAAAUAGAAAUCUCCCUUAUACUUUAAUUUAAAUUCUUAAAAGUUGUAAAAACUGACGAAUUUUUUUUUCCCUUUUUUUUUUAUUUUUUUGUAGAGCUUAAAACUAAAAAUUUUA
Apis florea (little honeybee) is the source of this 2335-nucleotide messenger RNA. RefSeq names its product abhydrolase domain-containing protein 2 (gene Hydr2). The record is from RefSeq and is a predicted model, not a curated record. NCBI's taxonomy places the organism in Eukaryota, Metazoa, Arthropoda, Insecta, Hymenoptera, Apidae. Gene Ontology annotation, biological process: medium-chain fatty acid biosynthetic process; acylglycerol catabolic process; sperm capacitation. Gene Ontology annotation, molecular function: monoacylglycerol lipase activity; acetylesterase activity. Gene Ontology annotation, cellular component: sperm plasma membrane; sperm flagellum.